AUGAAGAGGAGACUUAGAGCCAAGGAGCAGGGAGCAGGUCACCUGGACAGAAACUUCCAGGAGGAAGUGGGGCAGGCGGAGAUUCAGGUUAGAGACCUAGCAAGAUUCUUGCGAGGGCGGGAGGAACCAGGGUGGCACCAGGGUGGCGGUGAGGAAUCUGAUCCGAUUCAGGGCGUUAUCAAACGCCAAGUGGGGAGGUUCUCUAACCUGACUUUGCGAGACUUGCUGCAACUGGGAGAUGCAGGCUCCGUGAGGUCGGAAGCGAAGGUUGAGCCUCGCUGGAGGAAGGCGGAGGUGGGCCUGCCCCGAGUUCGGCCAAGGCCAUCUCGACGAGUCUGGAAGAGAAACCGGAAACAUGCUAAGCGGCCACGCCCACGCCCGGAGACACAGCCCUACGGAAACCCGGGCAGACACCGCCUCACGUCUCGCGAGACAGCGGGCGCCUCCUCGGGCCUCUCGCGAGAGCGCUGGCUUCCGCGUCCCGCCGCCCGCCGCGGCGUCGUCUCCCGGGCCACGCGGGCGAGGCUCCCCCUGUGCAACAGAGGCGGGCAGCGAGUGGGGGACAUCGCGCUGGCUUUCCGCCUGACAGACCUGGGCAGCGGCCUCCCGGGCCGUCCUGGGCGACCCGCCGCCUCUACCUCCAUCUCCACCAGAGAGGUCAGCGCCCGGACUCCGCAGGGAGCACCGCGACCACAGCGGUCAGCCUCAGAGCCAGGCCCGGGAGAUGCCGAGGGGCCUCUACGGGCAUCACAGAGUGCAAGGGCGCAGCCGAACUUGAAAGACACCGUUUUCCCCAGCAGGGCCGAUUCCGAUGACGUGGCUACUGCAGAGAAUGGCAAAACCAGCCCUGCGUUUCCUUGUUCAGAUGCCAGCAGUGGGAGGAGUGUGAGCCCCUUACAGAAGGAAGGCGCAGAGUUGGACAUUGAAACCAACACGUUUUGCCCUCCUCCGCUGUAUUACACUCAUUGCACCCAAGAAAAGACGCCGCCUGCGCAGUGUAAAAUCACCAUUGAGCCGCAGACAAGUGUACCUGAAGAACUGGAUGGUGAUUUUCUGGAAGAAAAACUUGUUCAGCCCUCAACUCAUAGGAAUCCCCUAAAACCUGCAGAUCCUGCAACACAUGAGAGCCCCCCGAUGCUUAUAAAUCCUCCACAUACUCAAGAUUCAGGAGCAACAAGUCAAACUACACAUCACCCUCAAACUGAGGAAAAUAGAAUGAAUAUAGUAAGGCAGCUGCCUUUGCUAAAUGCUCUGUUAGUUGAGUUGUCCUUGUUAUGCAAUCAGCCCAUGACAAGUCCUGCUCAUGUCCAUCCUCAGUUAGCCUGGCUAUAUAGAACAGAGGAAAAGAAGACCUUAGAAUCUUCUGCUAAAUCUACAAAUCAGUCUGAAUCUAAGAAGGAUAAACAUUCUAUGGGGGACCGUGAAAAGUCAGAGAGUCUUCAGUAUAAAAAGGACCAGGUUGAAAACCUUAAGAAAGGUAAACAUACUGAAAGAAACAGUGGUACCUACCCAAAAAGAGUUAAAAGGGGGAAGCUACUUUUUGGCUUAACAAAUACACUAAGACUACGCUUAAAACAAACAAAUCCUGAUAUGCUGGUUGUACAUGAAAAAAGAGAAGAGUAUAGAAAAAAGCAAGUGCAAGCGUUGAGUACAAAAUUCAGAAUCCCAUCACCCAAGGCUAAAGUAUUAAGUUUUGUGGAACAAAGCCGGAAGCCAUAUGAACUGCCUAAAGAUAAGUAUUUAGAUUCUGAUUCAUCUUUUGCUGAAAACAGUGAUACUUCAAGACAGACAAGUGGAGGUUUUGAUGAUCCCAGCACAACUAAAACAAAGCUGAAAUGUGGAAGUGAAAAGACUGUUGAUUCUGGUGGAAAUAGAACUAGUAAAUGUUCAUUGGAGGAAAUUGUGAGUCCUAUAGAUUCCAUUGUUCCAGCAAACUUUACUCAUACAAAUAUUUUGGGAGAAAAAGUAGACAUGAAAGUCCAGAGUCCGUUUGUUUUCCCACAGGACAAUAUUGACAGAACUGUACUAGGUAAAGAAAUAGGUGAUGGGCAGGUCGUGAACACAGGUGCUGGUAUAAGUGAAAAUAGAACGAGGAAAAAUAGUUGCUGUGAAAGCAUCUCAGAACUGAAGUACUCAGAUGACUUCACUAGCUCAUGCUACUCUGAAGAUUUCUGUACCCCUGAGGAUGCCAGCAGUUUACAAGCUCAUGAUUGCAGUCCAGAAGCAGAAAAUGCAACGCAUAGUCAGCAUAUGAGCAAUUCUAGUGAAGCAAGAUUGUCCAUAAGGAAAAAUAAUAGUGGAAGGAGUUCUGUUCUUAGUCCACCCUUUUCAGCUGGAUCACCAGUACUCUCUCAUAAAAGAUCUCAUAUUUCAAAGACUGAGGAUAAAAGUGUGGAGGAAGCAUUUAGUAUCUCUACCAGUGAUUUAUCUUCAUCACACUGCAAUGAGGAAAAAGAAAACCAGAUAAAGCAAAAUGGUAUGCAUAAUUCUAAGAGAGAUCAAGACAUCUUGACAAGAACUGGUUGCAAGUCUUUAGAAAAAAGCCUGUCCCCAAGGACAUCUCAAGUGAGCUCUUAUCUGCCAUCAAAUUUGUCAGAAUUAGAGCUUAACGUUUGGGAUAGCAGUACAUCAGAUCACUUCGACGAAGACGAUGAUGUUGGUUCACUAAGUAUUUCCAAGCAAUGCAAAGAUAUUUGUGAAUUAGUAAUAAAUAAACUUCCAGGAUAUACAGUGUAAAAAUAAUGUUCUUUAAAAAACAUUUUCAACAAGCAAUGUGUACUGUUAGUGAAGAAAAUUUAUGACUAUUUUAGUACAUAAAUUAUGUGGAUAAUUUCUUUUAAGAAAUUUGUUAUUUUGAUGUUUAAAUAGUAUACUGUCAUAAAGUCUGAAAACAUUGAUCAUGAAAUCACUCUAUAACCUAGGUAAGAUUCUAAAUAGCCCUGUAAUCUUAAAAAUAAAGUAUUUUUCUGAACUGUCUGUCUUAAAGGAUCUAUCCUAAAACUUAAAGUAUUUAAGUUAUUAUUAAAGUUAUUCUAAAGUUAACUUUUUGCACAUCAUUGAGAAAAGGCUACUGAUACUCUCAAAUUUUAAUGAGAAUAAAUCAUUUAACAAAUGUAGAAGAUUUACUGUGCGAAGUGCAGAAAGGUACAAAAUGAGCUAAGAAAUAGCCCCUGCUGUUGUAAGAGCUUAACAGUUUAAUGUGGGUAAGUCUUCCCUGACACUGAUAUAGCCCCUGUCACCAACAGGCAGUCUCUUUUGUAUACUAUCAUAGUGCUCUAUAAUUUUUUAUUAACUACAACUUGUAUGAUUACUUGAUUAAUGAUUAUCUCCCUCUGGGCUUGAGUUUUCUGAGGGAAGUGACCAUAUAUGGUUUGCACAACCUUAUAUUUUUAGUAUCCUGCACAGUCCUUGGCAUUUGGUUGAGGUGCAAUAAAAGCAUUCAUUGAACAAAUGGCUGAAGACCAGGCAUUUAAAAUGCCUAAUGGGAGGGUAUAAAAUUAAGCGGUGUAAACAAGCAAAAAACUUGAAAAGAAACCUGCAGACAGUGCACAUUGGAGACGUGUUCGUGAUAUUUUUGUUUGUGGAUAUAAAUAGCCUUCAUUGUGCUCUGAAGUAUUUGACAAGAACUAAAAACGUGUCUACCUAUAUUCUUUUUUGUGUGAGUUCAGCUUACUGUUCAUUUCAAGUCAGUAGUAUGCAUGAACAUUUUUAUGAAGUCUACUGAUCACUUCUUUAUAAUUUACUCCAUUGGUUUUGUGAUUAGACCUUAUUCUUAUAUUUACAUUUUUUUCUAGCUGUGUUAUACAUUUUUUCUUUUACUUUAUAAUAUGUCUAAUAUUUUUAGAUAUAAGAGGUGAAGUCCUAAUUUUCCUUUUCUUAGAAGUAAUCAAUUAGAUAGACAUUACCUUCUGAAUGAUCAUAAUAGAUUAGAUUUGCAUAGAUGAUAAGAAAAGAGGAUUUGGGGGGAAUAAUAUGAAUGAAAUAAUGAUGAGAAUGAGCAUGAUAUUCGUGGGACAGUGAAAAUAGCUUGAUUAGAAUAAUAGAUUCAUGCUACAGAGUGGUAGGGGAAAGAAGUGUUGAAUAAAUAAAGCCCCAGAUUGUGAAGAGCCCUGAAUGCCAAACUUACUAAUGAAGUUCUAAGCAACAGGAACAAUAGGCUAUUAUAGGUUAUAAACAAGCACCAAUAAGUAGUCAUGACAGUUUGAAUAUUUCUGGCACAGGAAUAAUGCCAUUAAAAGUUUUGAAAGUUGUUUUUUGUUUUGUUUUUUGUUUGUUUUUUUCUUUUGAAAGGUUUUGCCUUAGGG
Messenger RNA from Tupaia belangeri chinensis (Chinese tree shrew), 4304 nucleotides. RefSeq names its product microtubule associated protein 10 (gene MAP10). Gene Ontology annotation, biological process: mitotic spindle midzone assembly; positive regulation of cytokinesis; cytoplasmic microtubule organization. Bases 1 to 2736 code for a protein of 911 amino acids. The transcript has 3 exons. Gene Ontology annotation, cellular component: centrosome; midbody; cytoplasmic microtubule. Gene Ontology annotation, molecular function: microtubule binding. Lineage: Eukaryota; Metazoa; Chordata; Mammalia; Scandentia; Tupaiidae. The record is from RefSeq and is a predicted model, not a curated record.